Messenger RNA from Alligator sinensis (Chinese alligator), 2444 nucleotides. Its product is annotated as sulfotransferase 1C1-like. Gene Ontology annotation, cellular component: cytoplasm. The record is from RefSeq and is a predicted model, not a curated record. Gene Ontology annotation, molecular function: sulfotransferase activity. Lineage: Eukaryota; Metazoa; Chordata; Crocodylia; Alligatoridae. Bases 362 to 1348 code for a protein of 328 amino acids. The transcript is spliced from 9 exons. Gene Ontology annotation, biological process: sulfation.
UUUGUCCCUGUGUUCAUAUAGCACUUUUGAACUCUGCCCAGUUUCUCAUAGUACUUCUGGGACUACAGCACGUAUAUCAAGGAAUAGGUAAGACUAAAAACAGCACACUCUUUGCAGUUGCAUCCUGUAGUCCAGAGAAAGGAGUUCUUCAGCAUAUGAAAAAUUAUCUGGCUUCAACCACAGCUUUGUAGCUCAGAGUCCAGCAACUUUACUAACACCGCACUGUACCCUGUAAAAAGCAAAGAAACUAAAACUGAAGAGAAGGAAGGACAUCAAGAAAACACCUCUAGAGUCUGUUUUUAUACGAUGGACCUGGAUCAGAUGAAAGAGCUGAACCUGGAGUUUACACGGUGUGAACUAGAUGCAGUGGAGGGAGUUUUCCUUACAGAAACAAUACGUGCCAAUUGGAAUAAAAUUUGGAACUUCAAAGCUAGACCUGAUGAUCUGCUCAUCUCAACAUAUGCAAAAGCAGACACCCCUCAAUAGAUUCCAAGGACCCCUCAGACAGUGCCUGCUCAGUUUUUCACUUGAUGAUUUUAUACCAAAAAAAAAUGAGCAAUUCUUCUGUUGCAGAGAACUCAGAAAGAUCACAAGAGGUACGACAUGGAUACAGGAAAUUGUGGAUAUGAUCCAACAAGAUGCAGACCUUGAGAAGUGCAAACGUGCCACCACUUAUAAACGACACCCUUUCAUUGAGUGGUCACUGCCUGAAUCUUUCGGCCCUAUUCCCUCUGGACUAGAAUUAGCAGAAGUGACGCCUUCUCCACGAACACUGAAAACUCAUCUCCCCGUACAACUGGUGCCUCCAUCAUUCUGGGAUCAAAACUGUAAGGUAAUCUAUGUGGCAAGGAAUGCCAAAGACAACCUGGUGUCUUAUUACCAUUUCCACAAAAUGAAUAAAAUGAUGCCUGAACCAGGAACAUGGGAGGAGUUUGUAGAGAAAUUUAUGGAUGGCAAAGUGCUUUGGGGUUCCUGGCAUGACCAUGUAAAAGGAUGGUGGGAGGCAAAAGAUGAACACCGUAUUCUCUAUCUGUUCUAUGAAGACAUGAAGGAGAAUCCAAAGCAUGAAAUCCAAAAGGUGGUGCGUUUCCUAGAAAAGGACCUCAAAAAGGAGGUCCUGGAUAAGAUUGUCGAACACACGUCAUUUGAGAAAAUGAAGAGCAAUCCCAUGGCAAACUACACCAAAGAAUUUGAGGGAAUAAUGAAUCAUUCAAUCUCCCCAUUCAUGAGAAAAGGGGCUGUUGGGGAUUGGAAGAACCAUUUCACUGUGGCACAGAAUGAGAAAUUUGACCAAGAUUAUAAGAAGAAGAUGGCUGGAACCUCUCUGAAUUUCCGCUCAGAGCUCUGAGGAGGGGCCAUGGGAAUUAGUCUCAAAUCUACUAGCAGUUUUCCUUAUAUGAAGCUCACAAAAUACCUGUGCACCUGAAAUGAAUAUUCCCAUAUUUGCUACCUCAGUGAUUUCACAGGGGUGGGCAUCCUCUUACUCUGUGUGAACUUUCAGGUAAAUAUCUAAUUUGAGGUAGAAUUAUGUAGCAAAAUCCGUUCAAGAAUUAGCAGAAGUCCCUUAUGAUUUUACCCCCAAUACGAAGUGGGGGUUGGUAUGAUUUCCCUGAUGGAUGGAUAUUUCCAGAGAUAACCUUUAGUGUUCAUAAAAAUACUUAUGAGGAGCAGGGGGCAGAGGCCAUGAGAUGAGACAGAAGGCACUAUAGAAAUGCAAAAAGCUGUUGCCAUCACAUGCAGUCAGUGUGCUGUGUAAACCUUAAACAAACCUCACUAUCCUUGCCACCAGUGUGGUAAGUAGAUACUAUUGGCCCCAUUUUGCAGAUAGCAAAACAGAGAUGAAUCUGAAAAUGUACAGCAAGCGUAAGAUCUGAAUUUUUACAUUUGGCUUCCUAAGGUUAGGCACCUGAACCUUCACUGAACAAUCUAACUAAAAUUGGCCUCUUCAAAGGUACUGAGCGCCCACUCAGUAUUAUCAACUAAACAUGAUUUAAGUGCUAAAUUGUGACAUUCUGCCACAGACCAAUGCUGCAGAUGCAGAGCCAUGCUACCUCAGCAAUGCAUUGGGAAACACAAUGUCUCCUAGAGCUCCUCAGCUGUAGAGAAGAGUCAGCCCUAGAUGCUCACUUAGAGGGGGCAUAAGAAUGACAGCUGCCAUACCGGUCCUGACCUCCAUUGCUGUCUCCGAAACAAAGUAGUUGUUUCACUUCUGCCCUUACAUGUCCAGAAAGGUCUGAGGCAGGGGUGGGAAAUUAUUUCAGCUGGAAGGCUACUUAACAAGUUUUGGUGAGCUGUCACGGGCUGCACAUACAAAAUCCUUUAGAAGAUAUCAUUUUAACAAAUUAUAGAUAAAAACAAAUCUUAUACUAAAAAUCAAACAUCUACUAUAAUGUAUUUUAAUUUUAUUAAAAAAAAUAAUUUCUGUCCUGAUUUAUGUUUUUUGA